Messenger RNA from Myxozyma melibiosi, 1555 nucleotides. RefSeq names its product WD40-repeat-containing domain protein. Gene Ontology annotation, molecular function: protein binding. The transcript has 4 exons. Bases 208 to 1476 code for a protein of 422 amino acids. NCBI's taxonomy places the organism in Eukaryota, Fungi, Ascomycota, Lipomycetes, Lipomycetales, Lipomycetaceae. The record is from RefSeq and is a predicted model, not a curated record.
UCGAGACGUAAAAAAAAGAGAAGAGGGAAACGGCGAGUAGGAGCAACUGAUAAACAAGCAGAAUAUUUUUUUAAGCCGCACGUGGGCUAGGGCCCAUACGCCACUGGCUCACGGAUCAUCUUGUCACACGAAUCACACUAUUACAAAAGCAAUUAGUCAUCUUUGUGACUGAAUCUGUUCACCGGCUUCAAUGGUUAACUGAAUGUCAUGUAUCUUCAGCUUGAUCCUGACAUAGAUCCGGCAGUUUCUCAGCUUAGCAGACGCUUGGGAUAUUCUGCUCUCUUGGAUGACUAUAUGAGCUCUCUUGCUGCCUCUGCAACUCUUCGUGCUCUGUCAAAUCCUACUACAGCGAUAGCAUUUCAUAGAUCAAAUAUUAGACUAGUCUCAGGUGACGACAAUGGUUGGUGUGUCCACUGGUCGCUAGUGACCCGACGACCUUUGGCUAUCUGGAGAUCACACGAAGACACCGUUCUUACUGUUAAAUGGCUUUCGGACGAUCUACUCUUAACACAUGGUCGAGAUAACAAACUGCACGUCUUUCGACUUGAUGACCUUCCUCUUAGCACGGAUAUCCCUACCCCUGCUGACAGUGAGAAUUCCGGCAAAUGGCGAAAGCCCUGGCUCGUGGCUUCUAUCGAUGUCAAUGCCUUGAACUUUUGUUCUGCGGCAACGUUGGGCACCAAUAUGAUAGCAGUUCCUGGAACAUUGGAUUCAGAUACGAUUGACGUCUACACACUCCUGCCCACACUGGCACGUCCCUACGCUGCUAUCUCAGCUGGAGUCAAAACCGGAAUCGUGAUGGCCAUCGCUCUUCACGCCGACAUUCUUAUUGCAGGAUAUGAGUCUGGUCAUGUUGCUAUGUAUCAGCUGCAAGAUGACGGGGUAGCCCAGCUGAUCUAUCUCUGCAAAGCUCAUUCGCAGCCCGUGCUAUCGGUCGCUGUUCAUGCGCUCGACGCGACUGUGCUCAGUUCCAGCGCAGAUUCCAAGAUCGUCAAGCAUCCUCUCGUUCGCGAUCCGUCAUUUCUUCCGUCAUCUCCCAAAUCAUCAGGUAUACGCAACAGCGAAGACGAGAAUGAUCUAUCAACAGUCUCACUAUCUACACCAAUAUCGACACAUGAUAUCAAACAUACCGGAAUAGCUUCGCUUAAUCUUCGCGAUGACGGAAAGAUAUUUGCUACGGCCUGCUGGGAUGGGAACGUGCGAAUAUUUUUAUACUCGAAUUUGAAGCUUCUAGCGAGCUUCCGCGGUGGAAGGCAAGACGGCAUAUCGUGCCUCGCUUUCGGUAGAACAUCUUUAGAUGACCCCGAGGAUGAUAACAGUGAAGAAGAGAAGAUUGUGAAGGAGGUGGUUAGUGACGUGACUAAAGUUGUAGUUGGAAACGCUAUGAGAAUGAAGGCAGAAAAGAAAGUCAGGGAAAAACACUGGCUUGCUGUUGGAGGUAAAGACGGGCGAGUAGGUCUAUGGGAGGUUUACUAAUACAUAUUUCGGCGUUUUUACAUUUUCAGUGAAUAGGACGUUAGGUCUAUGAUAUAACACAAAUACAAAAAUCUCAUAA